CCGCUAUUUCCGGAUUUUAGUAACUACAGUCCGUCACACAGAGAACGCCUUUUUUUUUAUCAUGUUAUGCGAAGAAGAAAGUCAGAAGAUAGGUUAGGUCUGUCGCGACCGAUUUCGUCUGCUGCACUCUGUCAACGCGGCCCAUUUCUACGGAGAACUUGUAUGCAGCCGAGGUGUUCCGAAAGUGUACGAACCAUAAUAAAGUGGAGAUAACUCAAUAAUCACAACACGCUGAGAUGUUGCGACCUAAAACUCUCACUCAAGUUUUAAGUCAGGCCAAUACAGGAGGAGUUGAAAGCACUUUGUUGCUCAACAAUGAAGGGUCUCUGUUGGCCUAUUCGGGUUAUGGUGACAAGGAUGCUGCAAUGACUGCAGCCAUUGCCAGCAACAUUUGGACUUCCUAUGUGAAAAGUGGCAUGUUUGCGUUCACCGAUGACAAACUGGAGUGUGUGCUCAUUGAGUGCAAGGAUGGCAAAGUUGGUCUGACAAAGGUUGCCAAUCUUCUGCUUUGUAUGUCAUGCAAGGAUGUUGUCGGAUUUGGGAUGCUCAAGGCAAAGCUGCAAGCCCUGGCUGAAUACUUGGAGGAACCAUUGUCACGAGUUGCAGCCUCCUGAUACAUGAUAGCGCUGCAGCAACAGUUGUCUUACAUAGUGACCUGUCUGUGGUUAUGACCACAAUGUUUUGUCAGUAACCGUCACUGGAUGCCAAUUGUGUCAACAAGAUGGAUGAUUAUUGUGUAUUUGUUGUGUUUAAUUGUUAACUGUAAUAUCUAAUAAUAAAUAUAUCAGGUA
Gigantopelta aegis is the source of this 791-nucleotide messenger RNA. Its product is annotated as ragulator complex protein LAMTOR2-like. Gene Ontology annotation, molecular function: guanyl-nucleotide exchange factor activity; molecular adaptor activity. The record is from RefSeq and is a predicted model, not a curated record. The transcript is spliced from 5 exons. Gene Ontology annotation, biological process: positive regulation of TOR signaling; cellular response to amino acid stimulus. Lineage: Eukaryota; Metazoa; Mollusca; Gastropoda; Neomphalida; Peltospiridae. The coding region runs from base 237 to 614 and encodes 125 amino acids. Gene Ontology annotation, cellular component: Ragulator complex.